Molecule: messenger RNA, 3279 nt
Organism: Serinus canaria (Common canary)
Lineage: Eukaryota; Metazoa; Chordata; Aves; Passeriformes; Fringillidae
Gene: TRPM8
Product: transient receptor potential cation channel subfamily M member 8
Exons: 24
Coding region: 1-3279 (1092 amino acids)
Biological process (GO): calcium ion transmembrane transport
Cellular component (GO): membrane
Molecular function (GO): ligand-gated calcium channel activity
Source: RefSeq, a predicted model, not a curated record
AUGAGACACCGAAGAAAUGGCAAUUUUGAGAGUUCCAGGCUCCUCUACUCCAGCAUGUCCCGCAGCAUAGACGUGGCUUGCAGCGAUGCUGAUUUGGCCAACUUCAUCCAGGAAAACUUUAAGAAGAGAGAAUGUGUCUUUUUUACAAAAGACACCAAGUCCAUGGGUAACUUAUGUAAAUGUGGAUACCCUGAGAAUCAGCACAUAGAGGGCACCCAGGUUAACACCACUGAGAAAUGGAACUACAAGAAGCACACCAAGGAGCUUCCUACUGAUGCCUUCGGGGACAUUCAGUUUGAAAACUUGGGAAAAAGAGGAAAGUACAUCCGCCUGUCAUGUGACACAGACUCGGAGACCCUCUACGACCUCAUGACCCAGCACUGGCACCUGAAGACCCCCAACCUCGUCAUCUCCGUCACCGGCGGCGCCAAGAACUUCGCGCUCAAGCCCCGCAUGCGCAAGAUCUUCAGCAGGCUGAUCUACAUCGCCCAGUCCAAGGGAGCCUGGAUUUUCACCGGGGGCACGCACUACGGGCUGAUGAAGUACAUUGGGGAGGUGGUCAGGGACAACACCAUCAGCCGCAGCUCCGAGGAGAACGUGGUGGCCAUCGGCAUCGCCGCCUGGGGCAUGAUCUCCAACCGGGAAUCGCUGAUCCGCACGGCCGACAGCGACGGGAGCUACCUGGCCCACUACAUCAUGGAUGACCUGAAGAGAGACCCCCUGUACUGCCUGGACAACAACCACACCCAUCUCCUGCUGGUUGACAAUGGCACCCACGGGCACCCCACCACAGAGGCCAAAGUGAGGACCCAGCUGGAGAAGUACAUUUCAGAGAGGGUUAUCCCAGAGUCUAAUUAUGGUGGGAAGAUCCCAAUUGUGUGCUUUGCUCAAGGUGGUGGGAAGGAAACUUUAAAAUCCAUCAACGUGGCCAUCAAGAGCAAGAUCCCCUGUGUGGUGGUGGAGGGCUCGGGGCGCAUUGCUGAUGUCAUUGCCAGCCUGCUGGAGGCUGAAGGCACUCUGGCCUCCUCCUGUGUCAAGGAGAGCUUGCUCAGGUUCCUGCCCCGCACCAUCUCCAGGCUCUCAGAAGAGGAGACUGAGAGCUGGAUCAAGUGGAUCAAAGAAGUCCUUGAGAGCCCUCAUUUACUGACAGUGAUCAAAAUAGAAGAAGCUGGAGAUGAAAUUGUGAGCAAUGCCAUUUCCUUUGCCCUGUACAAAGCUUUCAGCACCAACGAGCACGACAGGGACAACUGGAAUGGGCAGCUGAAGCUGCUGCUGGAGUGGAACCAGCUGGACCUGGCCAGCGACGAGAUCUUCACCAACGACCGAAACUGGGAGUCUGCUGACCUGCAGGAUGUGAUGUUCACAGCCCUGGUGAAAGACAGGCCCAAGUUUGUCCGGCUCUUCCUGGAGAACGGCUUGGAUCUGCGCAAGUUCCUGACCACAGAGGUCCUGAGGGAGCUCUACACCAACAACUUCAGCAGCCUGGUGUUCAAGAACCUGCAGAUUGCCAAGAACUCCUACAAUGAUGCCCUCCUCACCUUCGUGUGGAAGAUGGUGGAGGAUUUCCGGCGAGGUUUCAAAAGAUAUUACAAGAGCAGCAAGGAUGAGAUGGAGAUACAGCUCUCAUGCCCUAUCACAAGGCACCCAUUGCAAGCUCUGUUUAUUUGGUCAGUUCUUCAGAACAAGAAGGAGUUGUCCAAAGUCAUUUGGGAGCAAACCAGAGGCUGCACUUUGGCAGCCCUGGGGGCCAGUAAGCUCCUGAAAAGCAUGGCCAAGGUGAAGAAUGAUAUAAAUGCUGCUGGUGAGUCAGAGGAACUGGCUAACGAGUAUGAGACAAGAGCAGUAGAGCUGUUCACUGAGUGCUACAGCAACGAUGAAGAACUGGCUGAGCAGCUGCUGACUUAUUCCUGUGAAGCCUGGGGAGGGAGCAACUGUCUGGAGCUGGCAGUGGAGGCCAGAGACCAGCAGUUUAUUGCCCAGCCAGGUGUGCAGAAUUUCCUCUCCAAGCAGUGGUAUGGAGAGAUUUCAAGAGACACUAAGAACUGGAAGAUUAUACUGUGCCUGUUCUUUUUCCCUUUAAUAGGCUGUGGUUUCAUCUCAUUCAGGAAAAAGCCUGUGGAGAAGAGUAAGAAACUCUUCUUAUAUUAUGUGUCUUUCUUCACCUCCCCCUUUGUGGUCUUCUCCUGGAACGUCAUCUUCUACAUUGCUUUCCUGUUGCUCUUUGCCUACGUGUUGCUGAUGGAUUUCCAGAAGGAACCCACGGCCCUGGAGAUCAUCCUCUACGUGCUGGUCUUCAUUCUGCUUUGUGAUGAAGUGAGACAAUGGUACAUGAAUGGCAGCAAGUAUUUCUCAGACCUGUGGAAUGUUAUGGAUACCCUUGCAAUCUUCUACUUCAUAGCAGGGAUUGUGUUCAGGCUUCACUCUGAUGAAAGCUCUUGGUAUUCCGGGAGAGUAAUUUUCUGUUUGGACUACAUAGUUUUUACCCUGAGGCUCAUCCAUAUUUUCACAGUUAGCAGGAAUCUAGGACCCAAAAUUAUUAUGCUGCAGAGGAUGAUGAUAGAUGUCUUCUUCUUCCUCUUCCUCUUUGCUGUGUGGAUGGUGGCCUUUGGUGUGGCCAGACAAGGCAUCCUGAGGAAGAACGAGCACCGCUGGGAGUGGAUCUUCCGCUCGGUCAUCUACGAGCCCUACCUGGCCAUGUUUGGCCAGUACCCUGAUGACAUUGAUGGUACCACCUACAACUUUGACCACUGCACGUUUUCUGGGAACGAGUCCAAGCCCCUGUGUGUGGAGCUGGAUGCCAACAACCAGCCCCGCUUCCCCGAGUGGAUCACCAUUCCCCUGGUGUGCAUUUACAUGCUCUCCACCAACAUCCUCCUGGUCAACCUGCUCGUGGCCAUGUUCGGCUACACAGUUGGGUCAGUGCAGGAGAACAAUGACCAGGUGUGGAAGUUCCAGCGUUUUUUCCUGGUGCAGGAAUACUGCAGUCGCCUGACCAUCCCCUUCCCUUUUGUCAUCUUUGCCUACAUACUCAUGGUGCUGAGGAAAUGCUUCAAGUGCUGCUGUAACAAGGAAAGCAAAGAGCCAUCCAUUUGUUGCUCAAGAAAUGAGGACAAUGAAAUCCUGGCAUGGGAAGCUGUCAUGAAGGAAAAUUAUCUCGUCAAAAUCAAUACAAAAGCAAAUGAUUCCUCAGAAGAGAUGGUGCAUCGAUUUAGACAACUGGAUGCAAAGCUCUCUGAUUUGAAAGGCCUUCUGAAAGAGAUUUCCAGUAAAAUUAAAUGA